GCCCAAACUAGAAACAUUUAACAAACGCGUAUAGUUAACAUUUUACAGAAUCCAAAUUUCACACAUUAGCUUACGGUUCUGUCUGGGAUCCUGGAGUUUCCAGAUCUACUCCCACCCGCCAAAUCCGAAAUCCUGAUUUAUCUGCCUUUUGCUUUGUUUGUUCAAUUGAGGUUCGCGUUCAAUUGUCAAUUAUGAUAUUAGAGAAAUGUUUAGGAGCUCAAAGAACGCGAAGGAUCCAUAGCGCUCUCCGCCAUGGCAAGGUCACAAUCCUGUGUCUCGUCCUCACUGUUGUCGUCCUACGUGGCACAGUCGGAGCCGGCAAGUUUGGAACUCCGGAGCAGGACUUCAUCGAGAUUCGUGAUCACUUCUACUCUCGCAAGCGAGCAGAGCCUCACCGCGUCCUUCAGGAGGUCCAGUCAACGCCGGCCGAUCCUAACAACUACAAUGCCUUCGAUAUCAACAAGAUCUUGGUCGACGAAGGAGAGGAAGACAGACCCGACCCCAAUAAGCCCUACACUCUUGGACCCAAGAUUUCAAAUUGGGACGAGCAGAGAUCGAAAUGGCUUAAGGAAAACACUAAUUUCCCAAAUUUCAUCGGACCCAAUAAGCCUAGAGUGCUUCUGGUGACUGGGUCGUCGCCAAAACCCUGUGAGAACCCGGUAGGUGACCAUUACUUGUUGAAGUCGAUUAAGAACAAAAUCGAUUAUUGUAGGUUGCAUGGGAUUGAGGUUUUUUACAAUAUGGCCCUUUUGGAUGCUGAAAUGGCUGGUUUUUGGGCCAAGCUUCCGUUGAUUCGGAAGCUCCUUUUGUCUCACCCGGAGGUUGAGUUUCUAUGGUGGAUGGAUAGUGAUGCCAUGUUUACAGAUAUGGCUUUUGAAGUACCCUGGGAGAGGUACAAAGAUUAUGACUUUGUAAUGCAUGGAUGGAAUGAGAUGGUUUAUGAUCAAAAGAAUUGGAUUGGGCUCAAUACCGGGAGCUUCUUGUUAAGGAAUACCCAGUGGUCGUUAGAUAUGCUUGAUACUUGGGCUCCUAUGGGACCUAAAGGGAAAAUUAGGGAUGAGGCUGGGAAGAUACUCACUAGGGAGCUCAAGGGUAGGCCGGUAUUCGAAGCUGAUGAUCAGUCAGCCAUGGUUUAUAUAUUGGCCACUCAAAGAGAGAAGUGGGGUGAUAAGGUUUAUCUGGAGAAUGCAUAUUAUUUGCAUGGUUAUUGGGGGAUUUUGGUUGAUAGAUAUGAGGAAAUGAUUGAGAAUUAUCAUCCUGGUUUGGGCGACCACAGGUGGCCGCUAGUGACACAUUUUGUUGGUUGCAAGCCAUGUGGAAAGUUUGGAGAUUACCCAGUUGAGAGAUGCUUGAAGCAGAUGGAUAGAGCUUUUAACUUCGGGGACAAUCAGGUUCUUCAAAUCUAUGGAUUCACACACAGCUCAUUGGGUAGUAGGAGGGUUAAGAGAGUUCGUAAUGAAACAAGCAAUCCACUUGAGGUUAAAGAUGAACUUGGAUUGCUUCAUCCAGAAUUUAAGGCUGUUAAGGUAUUUCCAUAGCUUACCUUAUCUCUUGUGGAAAACGCCUUUUCCUACAUUACUACGUGUAAUGUUGUUUAUCGGGGUGGAGUUCUGCUGGAAUGUGUAUGCUUCAAGUCUUUACUCAUCGGCAUUGCUUUUUUGCCUCCACUUUGUAAUACUGGUUGGUCUAUGGUCUGCCCCACCUGAAUAUCCUUAUGUGGACAACAAAGCAUUGACUGAAGACAAGGACAAAUGAUGCUGUGUUCAUGAACAACGCUUAUACAGACGAUGAUAGUCUAGCUUCUUUUUCUACUGUUGUUUUAACUUGGCACUCUACAAAAGCGUAGGGUUUUGUUUCUUUUCUUGAAAUUGUUGUUCCAUUUGUUGUGUAUCAGUUCAUUAUCGUUUGUCAUAGUGGCUAGGCCAUACAAAUAUACAAUCGGAGGAGUAUUCUUUUCCUAAAUAUACACUGAGCGAAG
Molecule: messenger RNA, 1978 nt
Organism: Prunus mume (Japanese apricot)
Lineage: Eukaryota; Viridiplantae; Streptophyta; Magnoliopsida; Rosales; Rosaceae
Product: xyloglucan 6-xylosyltransferase 2-like
Biological process (GO): xyloglucan biosynthetic process
Cellular component (GO): membrane; trans-Golgi network; endosome
Molecular function (GO): hexosyltransferase activity; xyloglucan 6-xylosyltransferase activity; UDP-xylosyltransferase activity
Source: RefSeq, a predicted model, not a curated record